GACUAAAGAAAACUCUACUACUACAAGUAGGACACCGGCAACACCAAACCCUACACUGGUCAAAGACCAAAAUGAAAAUACGGAUGCCAUAAUUUCACCUCAAAUUCCCUCUACAGAGGAAGGCGGUCUCAAAAGAGAUGAGCCACCCCUACAAAAACCAAUCAGAGAGCGGAGAAGAACAGAAAACACAGGCAGUGUCUAAUAAAAGUGAUUUACAACAGCCUAGCACUGAUAUUAAAAAUGGAGGCACCAAGGAAACCCGGAGUGAAAUCACCGGCACAGAAAUUACAUCUGUAAUAAAUGGAGAUAUACACACUGUGCAGGUGGAAGAUCAGGUUUCUGACUCUUUUAAACAGUCUGGAGAAAAUGCACUUUGCUCUAGCCUUGAAAAUAAAUCUGAAAUAUCAAAAAAGAAGCCCACUUCCUUGUCAUCCAAAGCCUCUGAAACAUGUACUGAGCAAUCUGGCCAGGUCACCACUGAACCAGCCUCAAAAGAUGAUAAAGCUUUCGGUGAUAACGAGAACACAACUUUGUCAAACUCAGCUAAUAAAAAAACUAAUAAUGAAAAGACCACUCUUCCACCAACCUCUACCAAUGUAAUAACCACUCUUGAAAAACCAACAACUGUCGAAAAAAACACAUCUCCACCAGCCUCAACCAAUGAGAAAACCUCCACUUUGCCUACCUCAACUAAAGAAAAUACUACAGGUCUAUCAGCAUCCACCGAUGAUGAUGAAAACAAACCUCAACCAGCCUCAACUGAUGAGACAAUCUCUGUUUUGCCUGCCACAAGUAAUGAACAGUCCACGCCUCCAACAGGAUCAGCUAAUGAACAGACCACGCCUCCAACAGCAUCAGCUAAUGAACAGACCACGCCUCCAACAGCAUCAGCUAAUGAACAGACCACGCCUCCAACAGGAUCAGCUAAUGAACAGACCACGCCUCCAACAGCAUCAGCUAAUGAACAGACCACGCCUCCAACAGCAUCAGCUAAUGAACAGACCACGCCUCCAACAGCAUCAGCUAAUGAACAGACCACGCCUCCAACAGGAUCAGCUAACGAAAAGACCACCAAUCCAACUGGAUCAGCUAAUGAACAGACCACGCCUCCAACAGCAUCAGCUAAUGAACAGACCACGCCUCCAACAGCAUCAGCUAAUGAACAGACCACGCCUCCAACUGGAUCAGCUAAUGAAAAAACCACACCUCCAACAGCAUCAGCCAAUGAAAAGACUACUCCCCCAGCAGAAGCAUCAAAUGAACAGACCACGCCCCUAAGGGGAUCAACUACUGAACUGACCUCGCCUCCAACAGCAUCAGGCAUUGAUUCAGCCACGCCUCUACCAGCACCAACCAUUGAGACAACUUGCACAGUAUCCGAUAAUGUACAAACCAUACCAUCUGCCUCAUUAACCGUUAGGUCUCCCUCCACUUCAUUAGGUAUAGGUGAUGACAAGAACAAAUAUCCAUCAACAUCAACCAUUGAAACAUUAUCUACUUCAUUAGCCUCCAGUGAUGAAAAGAACAAACCUCCACCAGCCUCAUCUAAUGAAAAGGACACAACUCCAUCAGAGUCAACUAGCAAAAUGACAACUAAUGAAAAUACCAUAUCCCCACAAGCCUCAACCAAUGGCACAACCUCCACUUUACCUGCCUCGCCUAAAGAAAAGACUACACCUCCACCAGCAUCAACCACUGAGACACUCUCUGCUACAUUAAGCUCCAGUGACGACAUAAGCAAACUUCAUCCAGCCUCAACUAAUGAGACAGUCUCCGCUUUACCUGACUCAGCUAAUGAUAAGACAGUGCCUUCAACAGCCUCAACUAAUGAAAAGAACACAGCUACAAUAGAGUCAAGUAAUAAAUGGACAACUAAUGAAGAGACCACAUCUCCACAAUCCUCAACCAAUAAGACAACCUCCCAAAAAAAGACUGCUCACCUACCAGCAUCAAUCUCUGAGACAAUCUCUGCUACAUUAAGCUCCAAUGAUGACAAGAACAAACCUUCACCAACCUCAACUAAUGAAAAAACUACAUCUUCAUUAGACUCCAAAGAGAGAACCACACCUCCACCAGCCUCAACUAAUGAUACAAUCUCCACUUUGACUGGCCUGGCUAAUGAAAAGAACACCCCUCCCGCAGCAUUAGCCAAUGAAAAAGCCAAACCUAUACCAGGACCAACUAUUGAGACAACCUCCACAUUAUCUGGCUCAGAUAAUGAAAAGACCACUCCAUCUGCAUCAUCAACCAUUGAGUUUGCCUCCUCUUUAUUAGGCUCAGGUGAUGAUGCGACCAAACCACCAUCAGUCUUAAAUAAUGACAAGACCACACCUCCACAAGCCACAACUAAAGAAAAUGCUGCACCUCUACAAUCUUCAACCAAUCCACCAGUCUCCAUUGAUAUCACUACUAAAAAUGAAAAGACCACACCACUACCAACAUCAUCCCAUUCCCCCCUAACCUCUAUCAAUGGAAAUAAUAUAACUCCACUUCCUUCAUCCAAAGAAAAGACAAUAUCACCACCAGACAAUGAUAGUAGCAAGGCCACACCUUCACCAGAAAAGCCCUUGGGUCCUGAAGUCUCAGCGAAAGAGAUCUUCUCCAUUAAAUCUACAACUCCAUCCACAAGAAAAAAUGAAUUUAUCCUCAAACCCUUUCUCCUUCCACAAAUCCCUGCUGCACCCGGAAGCUCCUCCCAAAGCAGGGACUCUCCAUCUAGCUGGCUCGAUGUGGAUCACCAACGUCCUUUAAGGAAGAAGCUGUUGAUUCCAGAUCCCAAGCUGAGCUCCUCUGCGAGUGAGACCAACCUCCUGAACACAUCGGGAGAGUUUGACCCAGAUGACUUCAUUGCAAAUGUGAAAAGGCUAGCAAUGCCAUUCAAUCUUCCCCUACGCAAACACAAUAAACAUCGUCUGCAAGCACCUCCGUUUGCCAUGCCUGCCAUCAAAGAAGACCACUUUGAGAAACCCUUUGAUCCGGAGGAGUUCCAGUAUGGCUUGAGGCGAAGGAGAGAAUUCAUUUUGGAUUUGCCUUCAAGUUCAAAAUCAAAGAGUCAAGCUGCAGAAGUCAAGGACGCAGAGAUCAAACCAAAACGAGAGAGCAUCCUCACGAGGUCCGUUAUCUUUCAAAGAGCAAGGAAGGGGUCUGAAAAGGUAGAGGAAGAAAAAGUGGAGGGAACAGAUGUAAAUACAACAGAAAAACUGAAGCCAAAAUCUCGUUUGGAGAGAUGCUCUAUCGUCAGCGUUUUACGCAGCCCCAGUAAAGGAAGACGAAUGGAGUUUUUAAGCCCCACUGAGAGUCCUUCAGGUGCGCUGUUAUCACCCAGCGAUGGUCCUGGGUAUACAGCACCUCCAGAAUUACAGCUAGCCCCAACUAUAGAACCAACCAAAUUGGUCCCAAUAGAGGAAACCCUAGUUAAGAAUAACAGCCACGAUACACUGUCUGGUUCUCAGGUUAUUCUAAAAUCUAGCUCGGACAUUGGGCUUGCCAUGACACCUGACCUCAAAACGUCUUCAAGAGACCACACAGUCUCUCUAUUAAAAGACUCUAGUGGUAGCCAAGCUAGUUCCCAGGUUGUACCGACUCCUACGAAAGAUGAACCUACUCUUGCACCUGACUUGAAAGCAAAUUCAGUAGACCCUUCAGUCACCAUGUUUACAGACACUAAUGUUCCUACUCCCCCCAGUGAUUCCCAGACCAGUUCCCAAGUUGUGCUGAAACCUAUGAAAGAUAUUGGACCUACCCUGGCACCUGACUCGAAAACAACUUCAGCAGACCUUCCAAUCACAAUGUUAACAGACACUAAUGCUCCUUCACCUAGUUGUACUCAGUCUGUUUCCCAGGAUGAUGGACUUGCCAUGACACCUGACCUUAAUGCCUCUACUCCUCCCAGUGGUUCCCAGACUGAUUCCCAGGUUGUACUGAAACCCAGUACAGAUGAUGGACCUACACUGACAACUGACUUGAAAAUAACUUCAUUAGACCCUUCAAUCACCACGUUAACAGACGCUAAUACACCUCUGGCGCCUAGUUAUAUACAGUCUGGUUCACAGGAUGAUCUUAAAAUUAUCAAGGAUGAUGGACCUGCAAUGAUACCUGAUCUCACAAAAACUUCAAGAGACCCCACAGUCACUAUGUUUACAGACACUAAUGAAUCACUGCUUCUCAAUUGUACCCAGACUGGUUCUGAUGAUGCCCUGAAAACAGCUACAGUAGAUGUGAAUGCUUCUCCACCAUGUCCUUGCUUUGAUGACAUAAUGUUGCCUUGUUUCCUGGAGAAAUUUCUUCCUGAGGAACCUGAAAACGCUCAACCAUCAAAUAAGAUCAACCCACUGAUGGCUAGAGAAAGUGCCUCAGUUCCUGGUCUAGUGGAUCUGAAUAAGGCUGUUGACGUAGCUGAAGGGAAGAUCCCAGAAGAGACGAUUCCUCCGGCACCUGCAGUUCCAGCGGCUCAGAUCCCUCAAGCUAAACCUCAGCGAAAACUUCCAAAUAUUCCAGCUUCUCGCGGAAUCCACCGGCGUCCUGGAAAGAUUGUGAUAUUUGAGCACCAUCAGUUCAGCGGUCAGUCCUUUGAGUUCUACAGGGAUCAACCUGAUUCCACACACAUCAAACUGUCCAGUGUCAUAUCUGUUAAAGUGGUCAGAGGAUGCUGGAUAUUAUAUGAGAAACCGGGAUUUGAGGGACGAUGCAUCCCUCUGGAAGAGGAAGGAGUUAUAGAACUGCCCAAUCAAUGGACAGAAGAGGGUGAAGAAACAUCUGCCCCUGUGGUCAUUGGCUCAAUUCGACUGGCUGUCAUAGACUACACUCCUCCCCGGAUAGAGCUGUUCACCGAGCCCGCUGGAAUGGGCAGAAGCUCUGAGUUUGUGGAUGAAACUGUGGAAGUGGGCAGUUUUAACCGUCCUCAGAGCACCGGCUCCAUCAAAGUCCACAGUGGCCUGUGGAUGGUUUACAGUGAUCCAGGUUUCCAGGGUCUGCUGGCGGUUCUGGAGGCCGGAGAGUAUCCGUUCCCGGAGGCCUGGGGUUUCCCGUCGCCCGUGGUCGGCUCUCUGAGACCUUUGAGAAUGGGCGCUCUGAAGGUCGAGAAUCCAAACGCAGUCAAGGCCGUGUUGUAUGAGAAGGCCGGUCUGGAGGGCCGAUGCAUGGAGGUUCAGGGAGACGUCUUCUCCUUCACCAGGACAGAAACAGACCCGAGCGACCCGGACGAUCACGGACUGAACUGUGUGGAAUCACUCAAGAUCCUCGGAGGCCUGUGGGUGGGAUACGAUGACGAAGGUUUCGAGGGGCAGCAGUUCGUUCUGGAGGAAGGAGAGUAUUUGGACUGGACAGACUGGGGCGGAACGGGGGAACAACUCCUCUCUCUACGGCCCGUUUUCAUGGAUUUCUCCUCCCCUCAUAUGAAGAUGUUUAGUGAGCCGGACUUCUCAGAGCGCGGCGUCUGCAUGGACCUCCUGGAGCCGAUGGAUAACGCCAUGAACACACGCUACGGCCCGCAGACGCGCUCCAUCGAGGUCCUGGCCGGAGUGUGAGUCACUUUCCUCAUUACAGAGACCAGACGUAAAA
This is a messenger RNA of Carassius auratus (goldfish), 5559 nucleotides long. Its product is annotated as mucin-17-like. Bases 138 to 5525 code for a protein of 1795 amino acids. The transcript is spliced from 11 exons. The record is from RefSeq and is a predicted model, not a curated record. Lineage: Eukaryota; Metazoa; Chordata; Actinopteri; Cypriniformes; Cyprinidae.